Messenger RNA from Fragaria vesca subsp. vesca, 1127 nucleotides. RefSeq lists its product as uncharacterized. Bases 75 to 782 code for a protein of 235 amino acids. The transcript has 7 exons. NCBI's taxonomy places the organism in Eukaryota, Viridiplantae, Streptophyta, Magnoliopsida, Rosales, Rosaceae. Gene Ontology annotation, cellular component: proteasome core complex. The record is from RefSeq and is a predicted model, not a curated record.
UUCACGAACUACUGUCAGAUCAGGAAGUCAAAAUAUUUCAGAUAUGUUCCAAGCCCCAUAUAUUUUCCACUUUGAUGGGGGAUGUAAAAGAAUGGCAUAAGAUGUACGCACAUAUGCUUGAGAAUGGACCAAAAUCAGUAAAUGAAUCAUUUGAAUGCGCAUAUGCGUAUUUGACGAAGAAUCAGAGAAAUGAGGAAGACUUUGGUACAAUUAUUGCUGGAUACAACAAAAAUGAGGGCUUUCAAAUGAAAAGUGUUAGGUUAGCCCGUAGUAAAGUAAUUGAAGAAAAAGGUUCAGCAAUUGUAAUAGGAUCUGGUGCCUUCCUUACUGAAGGUCUUUUACAAGAAAUUGUCGGGAGGUAUGAUAUCAUGACAAAAAAAGAUGCUGUUGUUAUAGCCUUAAGAAUUCUGAUGAUGGGAAGUUUUUGUGACUACUUCACUGGUUGCAAAUUUAGAGUGACAUUCUUGCACAAGGGUGGUUGCAUUUCUGACACCUAUCAACUUUUAAAUGUCUACAAUAUAUUGUAUGACCCGAAGGAAGAACAAUCAACUAUGUUUUUGAUUUAUUCGACAAGCUUUGGACCAAUUUUCGGAGGUGAAAAUGUCAACGCUCUCAUAAAAGACCUCUGGUCAAGAAGACGGAACGAUAUUGUGGAGUCUAAUACCAUAGCAAAAAAAUCUCAUUUUUAUGUGAAUCGUAUUGCGUUCGCCGAUGCAAAUGCGGCUACAAAAGCAUACAAGGAACUAAUUAAGCACAAAAAAUGCAAACCCUUUCUUUCCUGAAGCUCUAGCUCAUAUGCAAAGGUGCUUAAUUGAUUGUAUUAGAGAAAAGACUGAAGAUCAUGUCUAUGUUGGAAGAAGCUCGAAAGAUUUAUUAGAAGGCCUAGGUCAGCUCGAAGAUGCAAAUACUCUCAAAUAUUGAUGAAGUUCCUCAUGUUUGUUGCAUCAUUGUAUUCAGUUUUGUAUUUUAGAGAUUGACGAGUCUUAGUGUUCCCCUGCAAGUAUGAUUGGAUAGUUAUAUGCUGGGGCCUUCUCUUUCUCAUGACCAGCUCUUUAGCAUUGUUGAUUUCUCACCAAGCUGGGUGUAUGAAAACUCUGAAAUCAAGGUAAUCCACUAUUUAAGUUUCC